Molecule: messenger RNA, 939 nt
Organism: Penicillium macrosclerotiorum
Lineage: Eukaryota; Fungi; Ascomycota; Eurotiomycetes; Eurotiales; Aspergillaceae
Exons: 3
Coding region: 1-939 (312 amino acids)
Source: RefSeq, a predicted model, not a curated record
AUGGCGACCGCCAACUAUGCGAACCCCGACUCCCUCGCCGAGCUCUCCGCGGUAGUGGACCGAACGCUGCUCGAUACGGGUCGAUUGUUCCGCAAAACUGGCUCCGUCCCCGCCAGCGCUCAUCUCCAGCGCUCCAUGCCCUCCUACUACGAGAGCUUUCAAAAUGCACUAGAUAACCUCUCAGAACAGAUUUUCAUUGCCAAAGCCUUCCUGGAGAAGGACUACGACGCAAUCAAGGCACGCGAGCCGGUGCCGGUGCUGGCGCCCACCACGGACGAUGUCACCAUGAGCGAACCGGAUUCUACGACCAUAACGGAGCCGCAACCCCCGCCGACCGAGCAAAUCGACCUGGCAACCGCGCCGGUCAAGGUCGAGGCCGCGCCUGAUAAUGCAGUCGCGGCGGAGCUUCCAGCGCCAACAGAAGCCCCUUUGGCACAACAGCCCAGCAACGAAAUACAAGUGAAAGAAGAAAAAUCGGCAGGCGGCACAGCAUCCGCCGAUGCGGCCUUUCCAGGCACCACCGAAGGUCUCAAUUUUGAUUCGGUUCUCCAGGAGGGUGGUGCACCGAACUCAUUCGACCUCAAUCUGGACUUUGGCAAUGACGAUAUAGGCAACCAAGCCUUCCUGUCCGGAUCGGCCUUUGGGAGUACCGCCCCUGGCGGAGACAGUAAAAUGGACGCAUCUCUCUCUAACGAGCCUGCGACGACAGCCCCUGCUGGCGGAGGCGCCUUCGACCUCGAACUACAAAAAGCCGACGACAGCAAUCCCUUUCCCGACCAAGGCACGGGAAUGGAGGAUAUUAUGGCGCCCGGUGAAUCCAGUUUUGAUGAUCUCUUCAUGGAGACCGAAAACCUCGGCGAUAAUGCCGGGGAUCUCAAUCAGCUGGAGGGAGAUAGUUUGAUGAAUAUCAGCGAGCUUGAUGACAAUUGGUUUACGUGA